Orussus abietinus is the source of this 2754-nucleotide messenger RNA. It is a transcript of the gene Nt5c, whose product is annotated as 5'-nucleotidase domain-containing protein 3. NCBI's taxonomy places the organism in Eukaryota, Metazoa, Arthropoda, Insecta, Hymenoptera, Orussidae. The record is from RefSeq and is a predicted model, not a curated record. The coding region runs from base 46 to 1602 and encodes 518 amino acids. The transcript is spliced from 9 exons. Gene Ontology annotation, molecular function: 5'-nucleotidase activity.
CUCCUCGGUGCGAGUCAGUGCGAGUCGCAGCGCCAUCCGACGACCAUGCUGACGAAGGCCGCGUCCGCGCCGCUCGCCGUCGCCGCGGCCGGUCGCGUCCUCCGCGAGCCCUGCGCCCGGUGCGUCCGUCGGCUCUCCAAUGCGCUCGGCAAGCGCAUCACCCGCGAGGCCAUGCGAGACAAGUAUCGAAAGACCCUGGGCAAGUGUAAAUCGAAGAAACUGCCCCAGGAUGUGAACCCCAGGGGAGUGUUCGCGUGCAACGAGCUCGAUCUUAAAGAAGUCCAGGUGUACGGCUUCGAUUAUGACUACACCCUGGCCUGCUACAAGCCCGCCAUGGACUACUUGCUGUACAACCUAGGACGCGACAUGCUUAUUAGGAAAUAUAAGUAUCCCGAGGAAAUCGCCGAUCUAGAGUACAGGGACAACUUCGCGGUGCGCGGUCUGCACUACGAUAUUGAGAAGGGUUUACUCCUUAAACUGGACGGUUUUCUGCAGAUACAAUUGGGCACGGUUUAUCGAGGUCUACAGCCCGUUCCCGAUGAAGAGGUCUUAAGGCUUUAUAAAAAUAGGAUAAUUCCAAUCGCGUAUGUGGAGGCACCACACAAGCACACGCACAAGGAUGGGAUGCAACGGACGAAGAUGGUGCAACUGGCCGACCUCUUCUCGGUUCCUGAAAUGGGAUUGCUCUGUAACGUCACGGAGUACUUUGUCAGGAAUCAUAUUGACUAUCACCCAGAGAUACUCUUCAGGGACGUGAAGAAUUCCGUGAAGAUGUGCCAUCCGGUGAUGCAUCAGAAUGUCGCAGAAAACGUGUCCGAGUAUUUAGAGCAGAAUCUGAGUCUCAGAACAUUUUUCGAUCGUCUGAAGGAUGCCAAGAAGCAGAUGUUCCUGGUGACGAAUAGCCCAUACCCCUUUGUGGACAAGGGUAUGAGGUUCCUUCUAGGUGACGACUGGAAAGCCUACUUCGAUGUGGUGAUCGUCCAGGCCAGGAAGCCAAGAUUCUUCACGGAGGAGUCUCGACCUCUCCGGAUUUACGACGAGGUCAACCAAACACAAUUAUGGGAUCGCGUGACGAAGCUGGAAAAAGGUGUCGUGUAUCUCGAAGGCACCGUGAAACAAUUACAAGACAUGACCGGGUGGCGGGGUCAUCAAGUACUGUACUUCGGUGACCAUCCUUACAGCGAUUUAGCUGACGUUACUCUAGAGCAUGGAUGGAGGACCGGAGCAAUUAUUAAAGAACUUACUCACGAAAUCGAAACGUUAAACGAUCCUAAGUUCAAAGAGAACGCGAACUGGCUGCAAAUGUUAACUGGACUUAUCGAGGACAAUCAAGAUUACGAGGGAGAGGAAGCUCAGGCCCAGCUGGCCGAAUGGAUGAAGGAAAGAGACGAGCUGAGGGACGCGAUUAAAAGGGUCUUCAACAAACAAUUCGGCUCGGUUUUCAGAACGUAUCACAAUCCGACGUACUUCUCCCGCAGACUCUUCAGAUUCGCCGACAUUUACAUGUCGUCGAUCACCAAUCUCCUCGGCUACUCGACUACUCAUACCUUCUACCCCAGAAGAGGCGUAAUGCCGCACGAGUACAUCAGUUACUUCAUGUAAAGGUCGAGGUCUCCAAGUAUCCACAAGUAUCUGUCGAAGCUCAGAGUCAAGCUCUGAGAAAGCUCUGCAAUGCUAGUUUCUCCUACAACAAAAUUCUAGGUUAUGUUCCGAGUGGUUUCCGGUUCUUCCAUUUUCCCAAUAACCACGAAGAGUUCAUCCCAUUGACAAUAUCGUUGGAAUUAAAAGCAGCUUCAUAUGAAGACUCGAGAAGCUUAUUAUCAGGAUUUGUCAUCGGGUUGCAAUCUGUCAUAUCGUGCACUUCCCAAUAUUCGACCUUCUACACGUAUAAGAACAUUCUUCUAUUUUAGAACAUAUCCCGCAAGAGUGUUCAAUCAGCAAAGAGAAGCCAGAGAGCCACGUGGUUCUUACAUAGUUGCUAUAUAUUUUAUCAGAGAGUAACGAGAUCUAGACAUAUGCAAUUUAACCGUUAACUGUAAUUAUGUGAACACAUCGUAUAAGAGAACAGAGUGCCAUAAAGCGUAGUAUUUAGGCAAAGUGAAUUUUCGAAGCGACUUAGGUCAGUCAAAAUUAAACCAGUUCGCUAGGUAGCGUAGAAAGUCUUGUAAGUGCAAAAGGAACCGAAGCUUCGGUGUUAUCCUUCACUAUACCAAGAGAUCUGAAUUUUUUGCCUUUCGCCUUGUAAACUCCUGACAGGCUUCCAAGACGCGAUGUUUAUCCUAGACAAUAUAAGUAUUAGAUGUUCCUAGAAAUAUGUGAUCGAGUUGAAACUUAGAACUUUAUCGAUGAAUCAUGGACGUAGCCAACGUAAGAGUACUGGAGAUUUUUUCGCUUUAUAGACUUAGGAAUCUAUCGUAAACGUUAAUACAAUGUGCCAGAUUUUGCUGCAACGAAAACUGUUAUAUAUCCGAGAGUAUUGCAUAUUUAUCGAUGGAGAUGAACAUCAUAUGAAUGUAAAUCAUUAUUUUUACUAAUGUUGUACGUCGCCUGUGCUGGCUUAUCAUGUAAAAAAAUUGUUAACCCUCCGAAUUCGAUUUACAUAGAAUUUUAUUCGUAUAUCUCAUUCGACAUGUGGUAUUUAAUUAUCUUUACACGUGGCUUAGUUAUUUUACAAAAUUCACUCCUGCGUUUUUACUCUUUCAGUAAACAUGCCGAAUGAUAUUUAGAUUGAAAUAAAUAUACACUUACACAAUG